Molecule: messenger RNA, 5112 nt
Organism: Scophthalmus maximus (turbot)
Lineage: Eukaryota; Metazoa; Chordata; Actinopteri; Pleuronectiformes; Scophthalmidae
Gene: adamts18
Product: ADAM metallopeptidase with thrombospondin type 1 motif, 18
Exons: 24
Coding region: 586-4323 (1245 amino acids)
Biological process (GO): extracellular matrix organization; proteolysis
Cellular component (GO): extracellular matrix
Molecular function (GO): metalloendopeptidase activity
Source: RefSeq, a predicted model, not a curated record
GCUUUUUAGGCAAAAAGGGGAAAAAAAGUGAAAUAGUCACGUGCAUUUUCUGCUCCAAAGUUCAGCAGUCUCUUUUAAGCACCACUUUGAAAACCUGUAAGUCACGGGUCUCUGUCGCCGAACUUUUUAGCGUCGAAAUUUACGAGCGGCACCUGAAGGCAGCAACAGGCCCCGCUGCUGCCAACGGGAGAAUCACUCUCGUCUCUUUUAUCUGCGCGUGGUGAAUGAUGCAGCGCGCUGAUUGGCUGCUGCGCGCUGACUUGUGCUCCAUCCCGCGGGCCGACUCUCUCUCGCAGAGCCGGGGCUGGGUGCUCUCAGUCUGCGGCUCCUCCCGGUGAUUCCCGACACUAUACCUGCUGCUCCUCCUCGCACACACUCGCACACACUCACACACACACGCGCGCACACACACACACUCAUGAGUGUGCUCCGCGUCUGCGCGUACCACCGGCUGCUGCAACCUGCAGACUUCACCUGAACAAUGCGCGCAUGCUGCAUUAUGCGCUACCGCAGGUUACUGCCACUUGUGCGCUCUUUUAGGAGGUAACGCGGGGAGGGGGAGGUGUACGCGUGCACGCCAUCACCAUGGAUUGCCUUUUUCUUCUGAUGUGGACUUUACCCAUCCCGCUGGUCGGCUGCACCUCAGCCAAGCUCCUCUCCACCCUCCUGUCCUGGAAUAUCAUCAAGACGCUGCACAUUUACUGCUCCCACACCUCCCACGCCGUUUCGGCCGGCUACUCUCCCGGCGACAGCCACGGGUUAAAUCAUGACUACGUGUUCGUAACCCCGGUGGAGGUGGACUCUGAGGGGGGAUACCUUACCCACGAUGUGACCAGGAGAAGCCACCGCAGCAAGAGGUCCCUCUCCUCCUCUCUGCACUACCAGCUGUCUGCCUUUGGGCAGAACAUGCACCUGGUCCUGUAUCCGUCCUCCGUGGUCGGCCCGGGUUUCACGGUGCAGACGCUCGGCUCGGGCGGCAUCACCACGGUGACGGGGGACGCAGGGGUUCACAACUGCCUGUAUCAGGGACUUAUACGUAACUCGUCAGCCUCCUCGGCAGCCAUAUCGACGUGCUCUGGACUGUCAGGUUUGAUCCGUGUGUCUCGGGAGGAAUACUUGAUCGCACCACUACCGCAACAUCUGGCCAAACGGCAUAACUACAGCGCCCCCAGUGGUCACCACCCACAUGUCGUCUACAAGCGCUCGGCAGAACACGUUGUCCACAGAGGACCGAGCGGCCCGUCAAGCACCAGCUCUUCCACACCUGACAAUCCAUACCUUCAUCAUCAUCACCAUGACAGCCAGCAAGGGAAACUGCAGAGGCAACACUUCUGCGGACGCCGCAAGCAAUAUACUCCCAGGCCUCCCGCCGAGGACCGCUUCGUCAUGCCCGAUGAGUUUGCGAUGCCCGAGGUGGAAGGGCCAGGGAGGGCAAAGAGGUCGCCCAUCAACUCCAACAGGGUGGGUGGUCUGAACGUGGAGACCCUGGUGGUGGCAGACAGGAAGAUGCUGGAGAAACAUGGCCGGGACAACGUCACCACCUACGUCCUCACCGUCAUGAACAUGGUUUCCAGUCUUUUCAAAGACGGCACCAUAGGGUCAGACAUCAACAUUGUGGUAGUAAGCUUGUUACUUCUGGAACAAGACCCUCUGGGCUUGACCGUGAACCACCAUGCUGACCAGUCCCUCAACAGUUUCUGUCAGUGGCAGUCAGGACUCGUAGGGAAAGGCGGUAAGCGGCACGAUCACGCUAUUCUCCUCACUGGACUGGACAUCUGUUCCUGGAAGAACGAGCCCUGCGACACCCUGGGUUUUGCCCCCAUCAGCGGCAUGUGCAGUAAGUACAGGAGUUGUACCAUCAAUGAGGACACGGGACUGGGCUUGGCUUUCACCAUCGCUCACGAGUCUGGACACAACUUUGGGAUGAUCCACGACGGGGAGGGCAACCCUUGUCGCAAGACAGAAGGUAACAUCAUGUCUCCCACUCUGGCUGGAAACAACGGGGUCUUCUCCUGGUCCACCUGCAGCCGACAGUACCUCAGCCGCUUCCUUGGAACAGCCCAGGCAUCCUGUCUGGUGGACGAGCCCAAGCAGAUUGGCCAGUACAAGUACCCCGAGCAGCUCCCCGGGCAGUUGUACGACGCCGACACGCAGUGCAAGUGGCAGUUUGGCUCAAAGGCCAAACUAUGCGGCCUUGAUUUUGUCAAGGACAUCUGCAAGUCGCUGUGGUGUCAUCGCACGGGACACCGCUGUGAGACCAAGUUCAUGCCUGCAGCCGAAGGAACCAGCUGUGGUCCGGACAUGUGGUGUCGGCGGGGUCAGUGUGUUAAAUACGGGGAGCAUGGUCCCCGGGCGGUCAAUGGCCAGUGGUCAGCCUGGUCCCAGUGGUCCGACUGCUCCAGAACCUGUGGGGGAGGGGUCAUGUACAAGGAGCGCUCCUGCACUAGCCCGAGGCCACAGAACAAUGGCAAAUUUUGCCCGGGCUCCAGUCGGCUCAACCAGCUGUGUAACACUCGGCCCUGCCCUCCCAACGCCGUGGACUUCAGGGCCCAACAGUGUGCGGAGUACAACAGCAAGCCCUUCAGGGGCUGGUACUACAAGUGGAAGCCCUACACCAAGGUGGACGAGGAAGACAUCUGUAAGUUGUACUGCAUCGCAGAGGACUUUGACUUCUUCUUCGCCAUGUCCAGCAAGGUCAAAGAUGGCACCUCCUGCUCUGAUCACAAGGGGGAUGUCUGCAUCGAUGGAGUGUGCGAGGCAGUGGGCUGUGACCAGACCCUGGGCUCCAAGGCCUCACCGGACGCCUGCGGGAUCUGCAAGGGAGACAACUCCACUUGCAAGUUCUUCAAGGGCCAAUACACCCUGCAACACAGGGCCAACGAGUAUUACUCUAUGGUAACAGUCCCGGUUGGGGCCCGAAGCAUUCGCGUUCAGGAAAUGGAGGUCUCCACCAGCUACUUGGCCGUGCGCUCCCUCAAAAGGAAGUACUACCUGACCGGGGACUGGACUGUGGACUGGCCAGGAAAGUUCCACUUUGGUGGAACUGUGUUCGACUACCAGCGCUCUUUCAACAAGCCGGAGAGCCUGUACGCUGCCGGACCUACUAAUGAGACGCUAGUGUUUGAAAUCCUCCUGCAGGGAAAGAACCCGGGCGUGGUGUGGGAGUACACUCUGCCUCGCACCGAGAGGAAACCUGACUACAGCUGGGGCGUGGUGCGCUCUGACUGCUCUGCUCCGUGUGCCGGAGGUCGUAUCUCGACCAAGGCGAUCUGUCUGCAGGACCAGAAAGUCCAGGUCAACUCUACCAUGUGUAAUCCGCUCUCCAGGCCGACACUGGGCUCCCAUCUCUGCAACACACAGCCCUGCCCUGCAUACUGGGCGCCAGGCGACUGGGGGCCCUGCAGUCGCUCGUGCGGAGGCGGCCAGCAGACGAGGACGCUGCGCUGCCUGAGGAAGGUCACCUACCAGCGGGAGGAGGUGGUGGCGCACUCCCUCUGCCCCGUCAUCUCUCCGGCCCAAGUCCAGCCCUGCCACACCCAGGCGUGUCCGCCCGAGUGGAGCACCGGAUCUUGGUCACAGUGCUCCAAGACCUGCGGCCGUGGACUGAGGAAGCGCAGUGUGUUCUGCCGCAGCACUGACCCUGGGGCCAGAGCGGUGGUGGUGCCUGACAGCAUGUGCAGGCAGCACCACAGACCCAAGGUCCAAGAGACCUGCGUCCUGCGGCGUUGCCCCAAAAACGAACGGCUGCAGUGGAUCCCCACUCCCUGGGGAGAGUGCUCCAGGUCUUGUGGCUCAGGCAUCCAGAAGAGAGAGCUUCGCUGUGGGGAGAGAGACUCGCAGGGGGGGUAUUUGGAGUUCCCCGUGAGGAGGUGCAGGAAUAUGGCCAAAAUGUUGGUGGAUCUCCAGCAGGGCUGCAACCGAGGUCCAUGCCCAGAGGUCCCGCGGGUCGUCCCCGGAAGAACGUCCUCCAAUGCCGUGGUCUUAGGCUGGUACUCUUCUCCCUGGCAGCAGUGCUCCGUGUCCUGUGGCGGCGGGGUGCAGACUCGGUCCAUACAGUGUCUCCGGCAAGGUCGCCCCGCAGCUGGCUGCCUGCCCCACCAGAGGCCCGUCACUUCCAGGGCGUGCAACACACACUUUUGCGCCGCCGCUCCCCCUGCUCCAGCACAGCGCCCUGGCUGGAUCGCGGCUGCCGGGCCGACACGGAAAGAUGAACACUGUGUGGACCAUUUCAGCUGGUGUCACCUGGUCCCGCAGCACGGCGUUUGUAACCACAGGUUCUACGGACAACAGUGCUGCAAGUCCUGCUCCGGCAAGAGGCCGUAGAGCUCCGAUACGGUCGAGCCCCUGGAAGGGAAACAAAUCGGGGACACUGUGCCCAACAAUGUGUGUUUUCUUCCCGGAGUACUCGACAGAUGAUUUUUGGGAAACAAAGUGAACGUGGGAAACUGUGGACUUCUCAAAGAAGGCGAUGUGGCUGCUGACGCUCCUCUGCCAAAGCGGUGUCGUCGAGUCGUUGAUCACAUUGCGACUGGAAAGACAGUGCAGAUCACAGAGCAUCUGAAGGCUCGAUGUAAUAUAUAUAUGAAUGUUGUUGUCAUUUUGCAGAGUGUUUUGUUUUUGAAGCCUCUGGAACUACAAGCCAUCAAGAGAAGAGGAAAGGACAAUUGCGUUUUCCAGCUUGCUUAUACUUUAUGUUGUAUGUGUAAAGGCGUCUGGUUUCACACGCCUUUAUUUAAAUUAUUACGGUUCCUAAUAUAUAUAAUUUACAAUUUGUCCGAUGUACAGUGGAUCUGUGACAUGUUUAUUUCUACGUUUGGAUAUGCCACAGGUUUUGUCAGUCACCCUUCAAUCCACGUCAUGAGAUUUUGAUGUCAGGCGUUAGUAAUCGAUGGUCAGAAACGUCUCCUGCUCCUUCACCGUCGCUCUCCGCUCGUCUUGGUCGCUGCUGCUGAAUCAAAGACAGGUUGUUUUUGUUGUCCCGUGCAUUCCAUUCAUGUAAAGACCAUAAAAGCAUUGCCUAUGUGUGUACGUUAAAACGGUUUAUUCAGUCACGCUGUAAGUGGUCGUUUUUAUCUCUCCUGUAUCGUUAUGGUAAUACAACUUGAUGAUCUA